GAGCAGAGCGCGGGGAAAACCAGCGCAGGGAUGGAGCUUUCCUCAACCGAUCGGGCGCUGGUGCAAGCGCUGUGGAAAAAACUGGGCAGCAAUGUCGGAAUCUAUGCGACCGAGGCCUUGGAGAGGACUUUCCAGGCUUUCCCCUCCACCAAGACCUACUUCCCGCACUUUGACCUGAGCCCUGGCUCCAGUCAGGUCAAAGCCCAUGGCCAGAAGGUGGCCAACGCGCUGACCCUCGCUGCCAACCAUCUGGACGACCUGUCUGGUGCCCUGUCUGCUCUGAGUGCUCUGCACGCACACAAGCUACAUGUGGACCCUGCAAACUUCCAGGUUAAUCUCCUCAGCCACUGUCUGCUGGUGACCCUCGCCCGCCACUACCCAGGAGACUUUAGCCCUGCCAUGCAGGCAUCCUUGGACAAGUUUCUGAGCAACGUGAACUCAGCACUGGCCUCCAAGUAUCACUGAACUGAGGAUGGGUUGUAGUGGGCU
Molecule: messenger RNA, 489 nt
Organism: Jaculus jaculus (lesser Egyptian jerboa)
Lineage: Eukaryota; Metazoa; Chordata; Mammalia; Rodentia; Dipodidae
Gene: Hbq1
Product: hemoglobin subunit theta 1
Exons: 3
Coding region: 31-465 (144 amino acids)
Biological process (GO): hydrogen peroxide catabolic process; oxygen transport
Cellular component (GO): hemoglobin complex; haptoglobin-hemoglobin complex; blood microparticle
Molecular function (GO): oxygen carrier activity; heme binding; iron ion binding
Source: RefSeq, a predicted model, not a curated record